Arabidopsis arenosa is the source of this 1865-nucleotide messenger RNA. NCBI's taxonomy places the organism in Eukaryota, Viridiplantae, Streptophyta, Magnoliopsida, Brassicales, Brassicaceae. The record is from the annotation of a GenBank genome assembly.
AAGAAACCAUUCAUUCUCCGGCAAACAGUGUGAGAACAUCAAGAAGUUAAUUUUAAUGACUACACCAAUCUUCAAAGCCGUCUUGAGAAAUGACUUGUCAGCUUUUCUCGAUCUCAUCCAAGCAAAUCCAUCAGUGCUCGAGGAAAGAUAUGAUGGGGAGAGUUUCCGGGGAACGGUUUUGCACUUCGCUGUGGAAGCGGAACAUGGAGAGUUUGUGGCAAGGAUAAUCGAGGUUUGCCCUUCCCUUGUCCGAUCAACUAACUGUGAUGGCGACACACCUCUUCAUUCAGCAGCCCGUUUGGGACAAGUGAGCGCUGUGACGCAGAUAUUAGAGUCUGGACAAGCUUUGUGUAUGGCUCUUAACAGCCAAGGAGAAACAGCGUUAAACUUGGCCUGCGCCAACAAACACCUUGAUAUUGCGGGACUCAUUCUGGAAAAAACUAGUUCGAUCACCAUCGUGGAAUUUUAUGCCACCAUUAAAGAAGACUCGACAGAUCUCUCAAGGAGAAUGCUAGAAAAGUUCCCAAAUCUAGCGUGGCAUGUUGAUGGAGAAUUUUCCACACCGUUGCAUUAUGCAUGCGAUGUCGGUAAUCUUGAUAUAGUAAAGAUGCUGCUAGAUCUUGAUGAAAUACUUGCAGAGAGGGUCAAUAGAGAUGGUAUCACACCUUUGCAUUUGGCGGUUAUGAAAUGCUCAGUUACAAUCUUGAAGGAGUUUUUGGACAAGACUCCAAGAUCUUUCAACACACUCACACCAGCAAAAGAAACUGUCUUCCAUCUAGCUGCGAAACACCAAAACAUAUCAGCCUUCAUUUUCAUGGCACAGAAUUCAGACAUAACCGAACUUCUCCACCGGAUGGAUAAACAGGGCAAUACUGUUCUACACACUGCAGCCUCCGUAGCCUGCCUUUCCGUGGUUACCUACAUUAUUUAUGAAACAACCAUAGAGCUCACAGCCAAGAACAAGUGGGGUUUGGAAGCUGUUGACUUAGUCAACAAAUAUGAUCAUCGUUAUCUAACCAGCUUGCUCAAGCUUGAUGCAGACCAAAUUCGAAAUCCUCAAGCCCGGAGUAAAUUAGAAACUAAACCCCAAACUCAUACAGUGAUACAAACAUAUGAUCCCCAACUUCUGUAUAUGAUGAAUAGUGUCAAGAAGCAAAUCAAGACAGAUCUUCCAAACAGGGAACGUGAGAUGCACGCAGAGGCAUUACAGAGCGCAAGGAACACAAUAACAAUAGUAGCGGUCUUGAUUGCAACAGUUGCUUUCACAUGCAGUAUUAAUCCUCCCGGUGGCGUCUAUCAAGAAGGACCUGCCAUAGGAAAAUCGACUGUGGGAAGAACGUUGGCCUUCAAAAUCUUUUCGAUAAGCAACAACAUCGCCUUGUUCACAUCGCUAUGCAUUGUCAUUCUUCUGGUUAGCAUCAUACCUUACAGGACGAAACCGCUCAUGAAAUUCUUGAUUAUAACACAUAGGAUGAUGUGGAUUGCUGUUACAUCCAUGGCUACUGCUUAUGUCUCAGCCGCUUGGAUAAUUGUACCGCCUCUUGGAGGAACAAAGUGGUUGUUUUACGCCAUUCUUGCUAUCUCUAGCUCCACACUGGGAGGCUUGUUUGUGUAUCUUGGUUAUAAACUGGUUACACACAUGUCUAAGAAGACAGAGUGGAAGAAAAACAUGUCCUCUGUUCCUGUAGUUCCUACGACUAGUGUAGUUAACCCUACGACUACUGGAGCAGACAAUUGGGCUAGUGCAGCCUCAGACAGAGGAGCGGCUGCAGCGGAAGGCUAUUACAUCUAUUGAACUCUGUAAUAAAAGAGAAACUCGUAAAUUUGGAGCGUGUUAGCUCCCUUAUUAAAAUUCUACAUUCUCA